AUGGACUUCACCCUCUUCUUUCAGCAGACAAUCUUGUCAAUUCUACCGUCUGUUAUUUUCAUCUGUGCAUUGACACUGAGGGUCUUGUCUAUUUUACGAAAACCAUUACGAGUUAGUAGUAAUGGAUGGCUACUUCGGCUGAAAUUGGCAGCAUGCGGCGCUUUCUUUGGCACGCAGAUAAUUUUGCUUGCAUUAUGGACCAGAUCCAGUGCUGUGAAUGGCUUCAUCCCCAUUGCAGCCAGCACCCUGAGGUUGAUCGUUUCGGCUGCGAUUUUCUACAUCCUAUACCAGGAACAUCAAAGAUGGAUUGAUGCCUCCAUUCUCACUAGUAGCUAUCUUGUGUUUACUAUCCUACUUGAACUAGCUGAGGCUAGAACCCUCCGGAGUCGCCUUGGUCGUACCUCUGUUACAUCCAUGUUUGCCGCUUCUAUUGUCCUCAAAUUUGUCAUCAUAGUACUCCAAAAUUUACCAGAGCCAUCGUCACCAGCUUUCAACAAAUGGUAUGCAACCAAGAAAUCGAGUCGUAGUCUCUUCGACUGGACACAGUCUUGGUGGCCAAAUCUGCUCUUCAACAAGGGUCACCGAAGCAUCAUGACUAAUGAUGAUCUCGGGGAUAUUGACGAGGAAUUCGAUUCGGGAACUUUGUUGGUGGAAAUCAAUUCAACCUGGGCAGACGCUCAUCAAUCUGGAAGAUACGCAUUAAUAUGGGCGGUCUUGAGAGCCUUCAAGCUUCAAUGCCUUGCCGUCGUAGUACCUAGGCUCUUUUUAUCCGCAUUCAUGUUUGCCCAGCCCUUUCUCAUCAACUUAGUCAUAGAUUAUGUAGGAGAACCACCGGCACAAUCAGACCCACAGGUCGCCCGAGGCUUGAUCGCAGCAACAUUUUUUGUGUAUGCCGGAAUCGCGGUCACAAGAUGCUACUCCAAGCACUUGAGAUUUCAGCUCAUUACCAUAGUCCGAGGUGCACUAGUGGGUGUCAUAUACCAGAAGACCCUGAGCCUCGAGACCAAUUCGAUUACCGAGUCAGCCCCCGUUACUCUCAUGAGCACUGAUAUCGAUGGCAUUAUAUCUGCUAUACAAUCAUUUUAUGACUUGUGGCCGAGUGUAGUCGAGCUCGGCGCUGGCUUGUAUUUGCUUGAUCGCAAGGCGGGUCACUCGGGUUUUCUCGUACUGAUACCAGGAGUUUGUUGCUGGUUGAUAUCACAGACAAUGUCCAAGACCGCCAUUCCCGCCCAGCGUGCCUGGAAUGAUGCGAUACAGACCAGGGUCUCGGUCACAUCGUCCAUGCUCGGACAGAUCAAGGGGAUCAAGAUGGUGGGACUAAGCGAUUACAUGACCCAAACUAUCCACAGCUUCCGGAGUUUCGAGCUGAGCAUGUCUCAGAAGCUUAGAACUGUGCUCGCAUGGGUCACUAGUCUAUCGGCAUCCGUCAACCUGCUCUCACCUAUUUUUGUCAUCGUGGCAGCCGUUCUUUGGGCUAAACGCUCAUCGGACUUCACAGCCAGUGAGAUAUUUACAACGCUGUCUAUUGUCAUGCUUGUGGCACAGCCAAUUUCGAAUCUUGUCGGGUCGUACACGGCGUUCGUCUCGGGUCUCGCUUGCUGCACGCGGAUUCAAAGCUUUCUCUUGCUCAACAACAAAGAUGAUGAGCGUGGGCUCGUUGAGAAGCUCGAAACACAGUUGCCGUCCUCAAACGGCAAUAACGUGUGCUCAAGUAUGCUUGACGUUGAACUAUCACCAAUGUCACGCACUGCCGGCGAACCUGCAUUACUCGCCGUAGACAUCCGCCAAGCUACCUUUACCACAAACGACCAACAAACUGAAUUACUCCGUGAAAUAGACUUUCGAGUCCCGGUUGGCUCCGUCUCCAUGGUGGUAGGUCGUGUCGGGUGUGGAAAGUCUUCGUUGCUUAGGGCCAUCCUUGGCGAGCUACACACAGCCAGCGGCGCAGUUCACAUGGCCACAUCCUCAAUAUCGUACUGUGAUCAGACGCCCUGGCUUCGAAAUGUCUCCCUUCGAGGGAAUAUCAUCGGUCCAUCUCGAUUUGACAAGGGGUGGUAUGCCCAAGUUGUCACAGCUUGUGCCCUUGAUCGGGAUUUCGCCUCGUUCCCGUACGGCGACGAAACCCUUGUGGGAAGCGGGGGAAUAGCACUCAGCGGUGGACAAAGGCAAAGAGUAGGGCUUGCAAGGGCUGUUUACUCGCGCCAUGCUCUUGUCCUUCUCGAUGAUGUUCUCAGCGGCCUCGAUGGCACGACAUCAGCUGCCGUCUUCAACUCUUUACUGGGCGAUGGUGGGCUGCUUCGCCGCAGGGAUAUCACCGUCCUCUAUGCCACUCAUUCCAUCGAAUCCCUCGCCAAGGCUGACUUUGUCACUGUACUUGAGUCAGGGAUGAUCAAGUACAAUCAAGUCGAUAUUGAUUCUAUUGAUGAAGAGACGAGGAGAAUGAUAGGAAGCAAUGUGAAGAGAACAUGCAUAGACACGCACUCGAAUGUUGGCUCGAAAGAUAAGCUAGGCGAACUGCAUUCUCAUAAAGCUUCAGCUAGAAGCCCAAAGGAUGCUGAUCUCCUGCGUCAGGCCGGCGACUUCGGUCUGUACAUGUUCUAUGUCGGCUCCAUAGGACCUGUCUUUGCUUUGGUCUUGGUCAUCUUGGCGAUUUCGUUUUCCAUCUUCAAGAAGAUGCCACAAAUAUGGCUCCGGAUUUGGACCCAGCACGGAAUCGGCGAGGAUCAGGGCUACUUUCUGGGCUUAUACCUGACUUUCGUCCUGGCCUGUUUUGUAUCAAUAUGGCUCCUUUCCAGGUUCUUCCUCAUUCACGUCAUCAGCAGGUCUUCGCAACACCUGCAUUCUCUAUUACUCAACGCGGUGAUGAAAGCACCUCUUUAUUUCUUCACUUCGACUGAUAGUGGCGUCACUUUAAACCGCUUUAGCCAGGAUAUGACCAUUAUUGAUCAGACGUUGCCGGCUAGUUCUUUUAAUGCCCUACGAGACACCUUUAAUAUCGUCACAGAGAUCAUCAUCAUUACCUCUGGUGCACGAUACGUUGCGGCCAUUAUUCCAUUCUGCAUGUUUGCCCUCUAUUUUGUCCAAGCCUUUUACCUGCGCACAUCGCGACAAGUUCGCCAUCUCGAUCUUGAAGCAAAAUCGCCCCUGUAUACUCAUUUUACCGAGACUCUCAGUGGGCUCGUCACCAUCCGAGCCAUGGGCUGGAAGCAGGGUUUCAUCGAGGAGAAUAGCCAGCGACUGAACAAGUCCCAGGUGCCAUUUUAUCUGGUAUUUCGGGUCCAAGUGUGGCUGAAUAUCGUCCUGGACUUUUUUGUCUGCUUUAUUGCCACUGUUCUUGUUGCCGUGGCGGUACUAACACGCGAUUCCACGUCAAAAGCCGCAAUUGGUCUCGCGUUGCUCAACAUCAUUAGCUUCAACAACACACUUGGGUUUCUGAUCAAUUCCUGGACAGGCCUGGAGACAUCUUUGGGAGCUGUCGCUCGGCUGCGCGACUUUUUACUCAAUGUUCCUGAGGAGGCCCUUGAAAUUGAGCGCCAGGAGCCGCCGCUUGGAUGGCCUACCAGAGGCGAUAUCGAGUUCGAUAACGUCACUUCCAGCUAUGGCCCUGACACCUCUCCUGUAAUCAGAAGAGUGUCCCUGCAAAUCCAGGCUGGGCAGAAGGUCGGCAUAUGUGGUAGGACUGGAAGUGGCAAAUCAUCCAUGCUACUUACUCUCCUCCGUCUCUUGGACCUCCAAUCGGGCUCCCUUCGUAUCGAUGGGCUGGACUUGGCUGUCCUUCGGCGGGAGGCGAUUCGAUCGCGCCUAAUCACACUACCCCAGGAUCCCGUCAUACUACCUGGGACAGUGAGAGAGAACCUCUGCCCAGGUGAUCAGGUAACUUCAGACAAGGAACUCAUCGCAGCCUUGGAAAAGACUGGCAUGUGGGAAGUCAUCAGCUACAGAGGGGGCCUUGUUGCCGAAUUAGACGAGAUGGGCCUUUCUGUCGGUCAGAAACAGCUCUUCUGCCUCUCUCGUGCCAUUCUACAAAAGACGAAGAUAUUGGUGUUGGACGAAGCGACGAGCAGCUUGGAUCGCAGCACGGAGCAGGAGCUGCGGCGAGUGCUCCAUGCCGAGUUUUCAGACUGCACCGUCAUUGAGGUUGCACACAAACUGGAAGCAAUUGCUUCGUAUGAUGUUGUCAUCAUCAUGCAGGAUGGGGAAAUUAUUCAAAAAGGAAACCCUCGAGAGCUAUUGCAGGUUGACUUUAGCCAGUUGGUAUAA
This is a messenger RNA of Pestalotiopsis fici W106-1, 4260 nucleotides long. RefSeq lists its product as uncharacterized. Gene Ontology annotation, molecular function: ABC-type transporter activity; ATP binding; ATP hydrolysis activity. Gene Ontology annotation, cellular component: membrane. The record is from RefSeq and is a predicted model, not a curated record. The transcript is spliced from 15 exons. Lineage: Eukaryota; Fungi; Ascomycota; Sordariomycetes; Amphisphaeriales; Sporocadaceae. Gene Ontology annotation, biological process: transmembrane transport. Bases 1 to 4260 code for a protein of 1419 amino acids.